Messenger RNA from Aspergillus calidoustus, 2403 nucleotides. The record is from the annotation of a GenBank genome assembly. Lineage: Eukaryota; Fungi; Ascomycota; Eurotiomycetes; Eurotiales; Aspergillaceae.
AUGCACAAGACCACCUUCGUCGCUGACUUUCAGGACAUCCGCCGCGACGGCUGUGCCUCGGUCGGCGGCAAGAACGCCUCGCUGGGCGAGAUGAUCAGCACGCUCACUCCGCGGGGGAUCCCCGUGCCGCCCGGGUUCGCCGUCACCUCGCACGCGUACUGGGAGUUUGUGCAGGCGAACGGGAUCCGCGAGAACAUCGCGCGGCUGAUCGCCGUUUGGCAGAGCGGGCGAGCGACGCUGACCGAGACGGGCGAGACGAUCCGCAAGCGCUUCCUGCUGGGUUCGUGGCCCAUUGACGUCGAGGAUGCGAUCCGCGGCGGGUACCGCAAGCUCGCGAUGGAAGCCGGGGUGGAUAAGGUGAGUGUUGCGGUGCGGUCGAGCGCGACGGCAGAGGACCUGCCGGAUGCGAGCUUCGCGGGGCAGCUGGACUCGUUUCUGAAUAUUGAGGGAGAGGAGGCAGUGCUGCUUGCGUGCCGGCGGUGCUACGCGUCGCUGUUCACGGACCGGGCGAUCAGCUAUCGGCAGACGAUGGGGUUUGACCAUGCGAAGAUUGCGCUGUCCGUCGGGGUGCAGCGAAUGGUGCGCUCGGACGCCAGCGGGUCGGGGGUCAUGUUCUCGAUCGACACAGAGAGUGGGUUCGACAAGGUGGUCAUCAUCAACGCGGCAUGGGGGCUCGGCGAGAACGUUGUGCAGGGGACGGUAAAUCCGGACGAGUAUCAGGUGUUCAAGCCGCUGCUCGAGGACGAGAAGCUGGCCCCGAUCAUUGACAAGAAGUGCGGCGACAAGGCGAUGAAGAUGGUCUUUGCAGGCCCGGCCCAGCACCACCAUCAACCGACAACACGGAACGUGCCGACUUCAAAGGCCGAGCGCGCGGCGUUUGUUCUGAAUGACAAGGAAAUCCUGCAGCUGGCGCGCUGGGCAUGCACGAUUGAGCGGCACUAUGGCUGUCCCAUGGACAUGGAGUGGGCCAAGGACGGGCUGACCGAUGAGCUAUUCAUUGUUCAGGCACGGCCUGAAACCGUCCACUCGCGCAAAGACGCCGCCGUGUUCAAGACAUAUAAACUUGGCAAGAAAGGCCGCGAGCUGGCCAAGGGCCUCUCCAUCGGGGCAGCCGCCGUGGCCGGCAGGGUCUGCCUGAUCGAAGACGCCAAGGACAUUGGCCAGUUCGUCGAUGGGUCCAUCCUGGUGACCAAGGCGACGGACCCCGACUGGGUGCCCAUCAUGAAGCACGCCGCGGCCAUUGUCACGGACCACGGUGGGCGGACAUCGCACGCGGCUAUCAUCAGCCGCGAGCUUGGUCUCCCCGCAGUUGUGGGCACCGGCAACGCCACCUACGUCCUGCACACGGGGCAGGACGUAACCGUCUCGUGCGCUGAGGGUGACAACGGGUUCGUCUACGAAGGCUGCUCGCCGAUCAAGACGGAGACGAUUAACCUCACUAACCUGCCAGAGUCACCAACCAAGGUGAUGCUCAAUCUGGCAAACCCGUCCGCCGCCUAUCGGUGGUGGCGCCUGCCUGCCGACGGCAUCGGCCUUGCGCGCAUGGAGUUUGUCGUGACCAACGCGAUCCGAGUGCACCCGAUGGCCCUCGUGCACUUUGACAAGCUCAAGGACGCAGGCGCCAAGCAGCAGAUUGCACGCCUGACGGCCAGAUACAUGGACAAGCCCGCCUAUUUUGUUGAGAAGCUGGCGCACGGGUUCGCGGCGCUGUGCGCCGCGACGUACCCGCGACCGGCGAUCCUGCGACUGAGCGACUUCAAGACAAACGAGUACGCCGGCCUGAUCGGGGGCAUCGAGUUCGAGCCGCAGGAGGAAAACCCCAUGCUAGGCUUCCGCGGCGCGUCGCGCUACUACUCCCCGCACUACAAGGAGGCCUUCGGGCUCGAGUGCCGCGCGAUCAAGUACCUGCGUGAGACAAUCGGGUUCACCAACGCGAUCAUCAUGAUCCCCUUCUGCCGCACGGUCGGCGAGGCGCAGCGGGUACUACAGACCAUGGCCGAGAACGGGCUCGUGCGCGGCGAGAACGGGCUACAGGUCUACAUGAUGUGCGAGAUCCCGUCGAAUGUGAUCCUGGCCGCGGAUUUCGCAGAGUACUUUGAUGGGUUCUCGAUCGGGUCGAAUGACCUGACGCAGUUGACGCUGGGCGUUGACCGGGACUCGGAGGAGCUGGCAGAUCUGUUUAGCGAGCAGGACAAGGCCGUCGAGUGGAUGAUUGCAGAGGUUAUAUCUGUCUGCCGCAAGAAGGGGUGCAAGGUCGGGAUCUGUGGGCAGGCGCCCAGUGACCACCCAGAGUUUGCGCAGUUCCUGGCGAAGCUGCACAUUGAUUCCAUCUCGGUCAGCCCGGACAGUUUUGUUGCAGUCAAGAGGAACGUCUGUCUUCCAUCGGCGAAUGGGCCUGUUUAG